Caenorhabditis auriculariae is the source of this 2674-nucleotide messenger RNA. NCBI's taxonomy places the organism in Eukaryota, Metazoa, Nematoda, Chromadorea, Rhabditida, Rhabditidae. The record is from the annotation of a GenBank genome assembly.
AUGACGUCAUUCAAAAACACUCUGUGGAUGGCUCGCUCUCUGAUUGGUUUAUUGCACCAUUAUGGGCGGAGCUUGAGCGACGACUUCAAAUUCAAAAUCUGAACAGACUAUACUCAAAAACUUUUCUCACCGAUUUCGAAUGACUUUUCAUCUGAAAACACGAAAUUUAAAAAUUUAAAUUUUCCACAUUUCCAAGUAUACCGUUCGAUUUUCUCCGGCCUAUCACAGAUGAUUAGAAAGUCUAAAGCAGUUAUUGAAGCAGAAACAAAAAAAAAUUCACGCUCCAAAUAAACUCAGAAAUGACCUUUCUAAAAAAGUUAACGUGUUGAUUGCGUGAGAAAAGGUAUAAAAGGAGAGGAAAAUCGGGUUUCUUCAAAUCAUGAAGGCGUCUCUGCUUGCCAUCCUGCUGUUGGCCAUCGCCGCCGUCGCAUUCGCCAGCUUCGACGGCCAGGAUCUCAGCGACGACGAUGUCCGCUCUUCUCAAGGACUCCAUGGGCAGGCCCAAGCGCGCCAGUUCUCCCAAGAAGGCCCCGUUCGUUUCUUUUUUGAAUUUCUUUUUUAUUGAAUUUCUCUCUGCUCUAGUUUUUCACCAGGAAACAUUUUUCAAAAUAGCGUUUUUUUUGUCAUAAUUUUCGUAUUUGGCGGACUUUGAAGCUCUAUAACUCAGAAACAAGAUCUAUUGGGAGAAUUUUUUUUCUUCUUCUAGGGUCAGGGGUCCUAGUAGUACACUUAAGCAAAUUUUCAGCAAAAGUUGAACCGAGGGAUUAAAAAAGUUCUCUGGUGCAAGACUAUGUAAUUUGGGCGCAUGAUGUCGCGGUUUUUCUUAUUUUGUCUGAUUGAAAGGUGAGAAAAUUUUCCCAUUUUCCUCGGUUUAAAUUACAAUCGUGACUAUCUUAACGUUAUAGUGAAGAAAAAAGAGAAGUGUACUUUUUAAUUUUUUGAGGAAUCUUCGGGAAAUAAGCCAGCAAAUGUCCUUUUGAACCUAUGUACGCAUUAUUGGAAUCAUUUUGUGGAGAUCAUUCUGUUCGGAAAAAUAACCAAGGCAUUUCUUUUCAGAAAAGAGUUUCAACUAAAAAACUGAUUAGAAAAUGUGAAAAAUCCGGAAGCCAAAACACAACGGUGAAUACUUUCCUUAAGCUAACAAGAUCUAAUCAAGGUGGCAGAAGAAGUGGAGAAUGGUGCCCUUAAAGGCAUAUGGGCAGUGAAAAGCCGUGUUUCAGUUUGAAGCAGUACUUUGUAGAGUUUUCCAUUGCGAAUUGAACGGAAAACUUGGGAACGUACCGAACUUCCUAGUUUCGGCGAAAAAACAAUUUAAAGUCAGAGAAAGGAAAGCUUGAGUUCCCGCAAAAAGGGCGUUUUCCAGAAAAGUCGCUCUAUGGACAACACGUAUCGCCAAUUUUCGGAUUUUAGCUUUUUUCUUCGUUUCUUUCAACUCACGGCGUUUUGAAAAGGCUGGAGAGGGUGGCUAGAGGGCGCGGCUUAGCGCAACUGUCGCGCAGUUUUAGGAGGCGUUUCUCCGCGUAGAUUUACGUUCGCGUGUAAAUGUUUUUGACUGUUAAACUCUGUAAAACUGUUCUUUCCUGAGAAUAUCGUACGUGGAAAUGUUCAUCUCAUGACGGGGAACGAGAGGAAACUCAAAAAAUUUAUGGGAGCUUAUGAAGAGUGAAAAAUUAGCAAUUUUUCGAAAAAUCUGUUUUUUGCUCCAAAAUCUUGAAAACUCGCUUUUUUCUAAAAAACUACUACGGUGAACUAUUGAUCAAACAAUGGAGAAUAGGAUGAAAUCAAAAAAAGUUUUUUUCGAAUAAAGAUUGAAAUAGAGAAAUUAGAGCUUUUUCUCGAAAAAAACCUGUUUUUUUCGUCAUUUAAUCACUAAAAAGUAGUCUUUUUUUGAAAAUGUUUCACUAUCAAUCAAACGAUGGAGAACAAGUUAAAAACACAAAACUAAUUGCAAUAUAAGGCUAAGGUCCAAAUCUUAGACGAUUUGCGAAAACUGAAAACUUCGCGAAAUCGGGAACAAGAAAAAUCGUGUUCAUCGAAAAAUGUUCGUCUCAGUUAUUAACAACUGGAGAAAAAAUGGAGCAAAAAGAUCUAAAAACAACGAAAUUAAGUGAAAAAAAAGAAAAAGUGAAUUGAAAAAUUAAUAAUUAUCUGAUAAGAAGUGUACGCUGGCGCGAACUUGCUUCCUCCUACCGUACUCCGCCGUUAGAACUUUUUCAUCAGGGCACAUUUUAUCGCCUGCCAGUUUUUCUCUUCACGUCCACCCUUUUUAAAACGCCGUGAACUUUCAAUUUUUUCUGUUGUCACCAAAGCUCUUUUUCUCGCAAAAUCUUUCUAUCAAUGUUAAAUUUGCCAACUUUCCCCGAAAAAUUGCUCUCUGGUGAAAAAUGAUGAUUUUACGCAGGUUUCGAUUUGGAUAGCGAUUUGUGUAUUCUUUAUUAUCGGUGUGUCCUUCCAUCGUGAGCGAAAGUUUUCAGUUUCAUACAAGCCGCCGUGGAUGCUGUGAAUAAACGGCUCGAAUUCAAUAAGAACAUCGUCGAAUUUUUCGAGUACGUCCAGAAGAAGUACAACAACUUGCCGCCUUGGCUCCAGAAAGUUGUAGAGGGAGAGAAAAAGAAAGAAGUGAGGAUUUCGUGAUAAAAAAUAAUGGUAGCUCCUUUUUUUCCAGAAAGCCUAA